Messenger RNA from Giardia duodenalis, 1542 nucleotides. RefSeq lists its product as uncharacterized. The transcript has a single exon. Bases 1 to 1542 code for a protein of 513 amino acids. Lineage: Eukaryota; Fornicata; Diplomonadida; Hexamitidae. The record is from RefSeq and is a predicted model, not a curated record.
AUGGCUCAUAAUAGUAUGAAGCUACUUCCCGGAGACUCCCUCUUUGCUGAGACUCCCCAGGGAGAGAUUCUGACCGUCAACGUUUUCUCUGGGCUUCUUGAGACACCGGGAUGCAUUGUCCCUCUGCGCAGACCUUUGAAACUAACUCACUCUUCGGCACUCCUUUUUUCCUCAUCGAACAAUACGCGUGUCAAUGUAACCUCUGCGCAAAAGCAGAAGGACCCCUGGACGUGGACAGCUCCAUACCCCUGCGCUGAGCUGAAAGCGCUCUUCCAGCACAUUAUGUCUGUUGCUCACACAGGCCUUGUACCUUGGGUCGGUAUAGUAGGGCCUCAGUCAUCAGGAAGAAAGACCAUUCUGUACACUUUGGCUGGCUGGCUUACUCGAGCCGGAGUAACCACCAUAGUGGCUGACUAUGACCCCGCUGGAACAGCAGUGGGGUAUCCUGGGACCAUUUCAGCUGCACACUUCCUUGUAGGAGAGGAGCCCGGGUCCAUGCUUUGUACCUGGGGUGUAUGCUCCUUUUGCGACAGUAGAAAGGCCCCCAAUUACCUUACAACUACAAUUCAAGAUCGUAUCUUUUCGUUGCUCACCAAUCACGAUGUUCGCGGGCUCGAUAAGCCAGUAGUUGUCCUUUAUCGAAUGCGUGCAUAUCAAAAUACAAUUGAGGGUCGCCAACAGCUGCAUGCCCACUUUUCUAAUAUGUGGUCGUUCCUAGAAGAUCGAGUAUAUACUUACAAGGCGCCAACAUUUACUCAGCCCCAAGGCCCCACUGGGGCGACGAUGGCCCACUUUAAUAGGUUUAUGAGCGAACUAAAGGAUGAGAUAGGCACAUUGACAUACCUUCAGGCUAUUAAGCACUUUGGAAAGUAUAUUCCCAUUAUUAUAUCCACUAGAAACCCCGUCCAGUUAGGCACAUUCACCAUAUCACGGUCCACAGAGGACAAAGCCAAAGACCCUUUGCCCCAAAGCGCCCCGGUGCCAAUUGUGCACGUAAUGAUCGAUCCUCUUUUGAAAGAUGUAACGCCAACAGCACGAAUGCAGCAACAACGUAUAAAGGAACACUUCUACGGCUACAACUGGCAGCUUGCCCCAAUGGUUCUCAGGUUCAAGUACGCUACACGUGUCGAGAAGGCCAUGCCCGAUAUCGACAAGGGUGAGCAGCAUGAGUUUUGUAGUAUCAUACAGCUUAUGAGAGACGAGGACACAGACUACGCACGCAUUCUUACCCACCAGGACUUUACUGGCGCUACGCCAAUGAACCUGCAUGAGCGAGUUUGUUACGUACCAAGAUUUCACGAUGAAACCCAGGGUGCGGAGAUACUUGGACAGCACGAGGCAGGUAAGCUAUCAGAGUUUUUGGAGAGUGAAGAAGGUGCUAUAGUUCUUUUGAAUGCAAACAUCAUAGGUCUUGCUGUGAUUAAGGGGUAUGAAGCCCGUGAUGACGAGCUAUACCUAGAGAUCCUUUUGCCAACAAAAACAAUUGUUUCUGAGAUUAUGCUGCUUAUUCUCACAGAGCACUAUGCUGGCGGAUCCCUAUGA